CGUUCUUUGCGCGUCGGGGAGCUGACCGUUCUAUGAGAAGGUGCUCGACUCUGAUGAGUACGAUAGGUGGUUUAGGGACGCGGGGGCGAGUUUGGACAGAUUGAGGAAGGCGAUUGAAGGUGUGUUUGGAACAGACGUGAGUUUUGAUUGGUCUGGAGAUGCGCUCGCAUCGGAGGCGCGCGAGCCGCGGAUGCCUUCAAAUCAUCCGUGGCGUGGGGUGGUGGAUGCACUGUACGGCGAAAAUUGGGAGAGGGAGCUAAGAGAGUGGAAAGGGAGAUGGGAAGAGGUUUGGAGAAGGUUUAGUAUAUGUGGUAAUGACUCAAAUGCGGAAUGCGGUGAUUCCGAGGAGGAUAUAGGAAGAGCGGUGAGAGAUACGGAAGAGUCCAUUAGGCAUUUAUCUAUAGAGAAUGGAGGAGUUGAAGAGUCUGUGUCAAGCGAGCUUUUAAGAAUUAGAAGUGAGUUGUGUGGUUUUUUGAUUGAUCCUUCUAUUAUUUCGGUUUCGUUUGGAAAACUUCUGAAAUCGACUCGGGUUCGUUUGCACUUAUUCGCCGAAGCUUGUCAUUUCGUUCACUAUAGCAUUGGUCCGAGUUCGCGACGUCGGUUUUGCAUGACGAAGAUGGCCAAAAAUUCGACGCAAUUGAUGGAUCCCAGUUUACUUUUUUUUUUGGUCCCGUCGAGUCGUUUGGUGGUGGAGAGCUUCCAUUUUGACAGGUACAUUUACUUCACCAGCGUGCACCUCAACAUGGUGGCUCGUCAACUGGAGGUUCACAUUGACCCGUCGUGGAUCCAUUGCCGAGAAGCUCGAGAUGGAAGGGGGAACUACCAUGUGACUCUAGUUUCCAAGCCGGCUUUGACGUCUCGAGUCGAUUUGGGUCGAGUGAGUGAUUUGUUCAGGGACCUAGUCGCUUCGAUUCGACCCGACUGGGUGGUCCACGGGCUUGGGAGGGGAGUUGACGAGGAUGGCCGUCCUCGGUGCUACUUUGUUGUUUUGAGCUGGCCCAGCGCUGCGCUGGCGCUCGAGAAGCUGCGCCUGCCCAGUGUGGACUUUCACGUGACGUUGGGAUUCGAAAAGAAGGAUUACCACGGUUGCAGAAAGGACAGGAGCGCGUUGCUUUCUUCUGAUGAGCUGGCCGAACUCAAAGAAAGGCGCAGGAAAUAAA
This is a messenger RNA of Schistocerca gregaria, 1160 nucleotides long. RefSeq lists its product as uncharacterized. The record is from RefSeq and is a predicted model, not a curated record. Gene Ontology annotation, molecular function: nucleic acid binding. NCBI's taxonomy places the organism in Eukaryota, Metazoa, Arthropoda, Insecta, Orthoptera, Acrididae. The transcript has 2 exons. The coding region runs from base 191 to 1159 and encodes 322 amino acids.